Molecule: messenger RNA, 1062 nt
Organism: Hydra vulgaris (swiftwater hydra)
Lineage: Eukaryota; Metazoa; Cnidaria; Hydrozoa; Anthoathecata; Hydridae
Source: RefSeq, a predicted model, not a curated record
AAAUUCAGCGCAAAUUAUUUAUCAAAAAAAGAAAUAAAAUUAAAAAGUUUAAUAUGGACUCUUUAAAAGUAGCGGCAGAAAAAAUAAAGAAAAGUCCACGUGCUGUCAGAAAGAAACUGGACAAUGCUUUGCACAGAGAAAGAUUAAAUGAAGACUGGAUUCUGAAUCAAGAAAAUCUUUCAAGUGGAGUUACAUUUAAUGUUAAGUUUUUAGGUCAAGUUCAAACAAAUAGUACUCAAGGCAAAGGUUGCACAGAUGAAGCUGUUGAAAAGCUUGUUCAAAAUAAGCAUAAUUUUAAAAGUGAGAAACUAAGAAAAGUUUCUUUGACUGUGAACAGUAAAAAACUUUUGAUAGUGGAUAUAUUGUCAAAGGAAACGAUUGAAGAUUUUCCGCUUCAUCAGGUUUCAUAUUGUACAGCAGAUCCAAAGUAUGAUAAAGUUUUUGCUAUGAUUGCAAGGAAGAAAACAACAAAAGAUGUUUUUAUUUAUGCUUUUCUUACAAACAAAAAAUCCAUGGCAGAAGCCAUUUCCCUAACAGUGGCUCAAGCAUUUACAAUGGCAUAUGAAGAAUGGGAGGAAAAAAGAAAAUCUUACAGAGAAGAAAUAGAAAUUAAUCAAAAUAAUAAUGCUAGUGAAUUAUAUAAAAACCUUGGUCAAACUAGUAAGUUAGGGAGGUCGGAGGAAAAUAGUAAUCGGAGGAGUGAAUAUGAAAAAAACCAUGUGACCACAGAAGAAGAAAAUUUUGCAUUUAUUUGUAAAAAUUUACAACCUGAAUUGAUUGUUGAUUCUAUUCAUGAAGAUGAACUUGAUGUAGAAGAUGCUUUUAUAUCGUUAGCUAAGUCAAGAACACAAAUGUUGGAUACUGGACAUGUUCGAAAAGAAACGUUCCAAGGUGACGUUACAGAUUUCCUUUCAAUGAAUAACACUUACCAAGAUCUUGUUCAUGCCAAAUCAACAGAAGAUCUGUUAUCAGUGUCUUUAAGUGAAGAAUUUUUUGAUUCCCAAAAAUAUCCUGUAUCAAUACCAACCAGCGAUGAUUUAAUAAAAUUUUAAUAAAACAUAA